Messenger RNA from Marasmius oreades (fairy-ring Marasmius), 885 nucleotides. RefSeq lists its product as uncharacterized. Lineage: Eukaryota; Fungi; Basidiomycota; Agaricomycetes; Agaricales; Marasmiaceae. The coding region runs from base 1 to 885 and encodes 294 amino acids. Gene Ontology annotation, cellular component: epsilon DNA polymerase complex. Gene Ontology annotation, biological process: leading strand elongation; base-excision repair, gap-filling; DNA replication proofreading. The transcript is spliced from 2 exons. The record is from RefSeq and is a predicted model, not a curated record. Gene Ontology annotation, molecular function: DNA binding; DNA-directed DNA polymerase activity; single-stranded DNA 3'-5' DNA exonuclease activity.
AUGAGACCGCGAUGGAGAUUAAGGCAGCAGGGCGAACGCACUCCAGCAUCGUUAGCGGUUGUACCUACGAUGUUCAACAAUCUGAAAGCCCGCACCAAUAAGAGGUGGGAUAUCGUCCAGCUUCGCCCUGGCAGCACCCCGGGUCGCUAUAUCCUAUGGUCAUCCGUGGAUUCCGAAUUGAUUCCUGUUCCCUUACGCAUCCCAAGAGAGUUUUACAUUCACAUGCGUCAACCAAAGGAAAGCAUGUUUCGACCGGAAUCUUAUUCCUUUGGGGGGGUUUCCCGCAGUCUGCCUCGGGAGCUACCGUUCUUAAACCUGUACAAACUUGCGGUUCGCGAAGACGCCUAUCAAGAGAUGCGAGAACAUUUAAUUGACCUUGCUAGCGAUCCAAACGUUGACAGAGUGUUCGAAUUACAGUUGUUCGGGCCCAAGUUUCACAAGGGAUAUCACGAUUAUCACGAUGUCUCUAAUCGAGCACAGAACGUCGGUUUUGAUUCACGACAACCCGAUAGCCCAAUGACAUCCGCAACCUCACGCCAGCAUCUCAGUGGUGGCAAGGGCGGGCACUACGUUUUAUUGUAUCAUGCAUUUUCGGCGACCUCACCGCUCCAUGUGUUUGCCCCUUUCCCCCCAAUACCUCGCCUCUCGGAGACUUGCAUUGAUUGCGAGACCACCACCAUGGAAGAAGUCGAAGUAUUAACUACGGAAACUGCCGUACCUCGAGAACUGGGCUUACACGAAAACAAAUCCUGUCCCGUUGUCCUUUCCUCUAGCAAAGACGAUUCCUAUUUCCCAAGCUUGUACUCUGGUUGUGACAAAAUCAGGUCUGCGUCCUUGCUCGGGAGGCUGCAGUGGGUUCCUCGUAAUGAGCUUUGUCUGUGCUAG